This is a messenger RNA of Pollicipes pollicipes, 1499 nucleotides long. Its product is annotated as cytochrome P450 2L1. Gene Ontology annotation, molecular function: iron ion binding; monooxygenase activity; oxidoreductase activity, acting on paired donors, with incorporation or reduction of molecular oxygen. The record is from RefSeq and is a predicted model, not a curated record. Lineage: Eukaryota; Metazoa; Arthropoda; Thecostraca; Pollicipedomorpha; Pollicipedidae. Bases 39 to 1499 code for a protein of 486 amino acids. The transcript is spliced from 2 exons.
UCCACUGUGGAGGAGGCGGGCCGCCAGGUGCGCUCGGGAUGAUGUACCUCUGGCUGGUGAUAGUCCUUUUAGCUGUGCUGCUGUGGGCCUGGAGGUCUACCAAGCGACCGGCGUGGAGCCCAAAGGGACCACCACUGAUGCCGUGGGUGGGAAACCUCUUCUCCAUGGACUUGAAGCACGCCCACCACACCUACGCCGAAUGGGCCAAGAUGUAUGGUGCCAUCUAUCAUGUCAAGAUUGGCGUCAUGCACCAGGUUGUGAUCAGCGAUCCCGACUUGAUCCGAGAAGCCUUCAGUCGACUUGAGCUCAGCGGUCGACCCGACACUCAACUAUUUCAGUUUAUUGUGAAGGGAACGGGACUAGUCUCUUCCCAGGGUGAGUUAUGGCAGGAAUCCAGGCGUCUGACGCUUCACCACCUGCGCAACUUGGGCAUGGGCAAGUCCAAACUGGAAGAGUAUAUGCACUAUCAGAUCACCAGUUACAUGGACGAGAUUCUGGCGCCGAACUGCGGCUCUGAGCUUGCCUUUGACACGUCUUUGAACGUCGCCGUGGUCAACAUUCUCUGGAAGCUGGUCGCGUCGGAGGAGCUGAGCCUCACCGACACCAAGGUCCUGAACGCCAUCACUACACUUUCACAAGGUGUCGAGGUUGCCCAGGGCAUGGCAAUUCUUGAUGCCGCUCCAUGGCUUAGCAACGUGUUGCCAAGUUUUGUUUUCAAUAAGGCAAAGAUUGAAAAGCAAUUUGAAAGUGUAGUGGAUGAUGUGUUCAUGCCCUCCAUCAAGAAACAUCUUGAAGAUCUUGAUACGCUCAGUGAGCCUCGCGACUACAUGGAGGCCAUGCUUCGAGAACAGCAGGAACGACCGGACCUGCUGACCGACCGGCACCUGCUCAUGUCGGUGAUGGAUCUGUUUUUCGCUGGCAACGACACGACGGCUACGACCCUGCGCUGGGCAUUCUGCUUCCUGUGCAGCCGCCCAGAGGUCCAGCGGCGUCUGCAGGCCGAGCUUGACGGCCAGGUGGGCCGGCAGCGGCUGCCGUCCCUCUCGGACAGGUCGCGUCUCCCGUACGUCGAGGCCGUGCUGCUGGAGACGCAGCGGUUGGCCGACAUCACACCCCUGCUGGUGAUGCAUCAGUCGCUGGCGCCUGUCGACGUCGGCCGACACCGGCUGCCGGCUGGCGUCCAGGUCAUCGCUAACGUACACAGCGUGCACCACAGCGAGCGGCUGUUCCCCGAGCCGCUGCAGUUCCGGCCCGAGCGUUUCCUGGACGCCGACGGCAAGUUUCAGCCGGACAAGAACGUCAUGCCGUUCUCAGUGGGCAAGAGACAGUGUGUGGGCGAGAGUAUGGCGCGGGCUGAGCUGUUCCUCUUUGUCACCUGCUUCAUGCAAAAGUUUACCUUCCAUUGGCCAGAGGGGUUCACACACGACCUGGGAGAAGAUCCAAAAGGCACGUUCCUUCGCAACCCCAAACCGUACAAGCUCGUACCAGAGAGGCGCUGA